This is a messenger RNA of Rotaria sp. Silwood1, 2919 nucleotides long. Lineage: Eukaryota; Metazoa; Rotifera; Eurotatoria; Philodinida; Philodinidae. The record is from the annotation of a GenBank genome assembly.
AUGUCUUCAUCGGAAAUUCGUCAAACAUUUAUUGAUUUUUUUACCAAAAACCAUGGACAUUUAUAUGUUCAUUCAUCAUCAACCAUUCCACUUGAUGAUCCAACAUUACUUUUUACUAAUGCUGGAAUGAAUCAAUUUAAACCAUGUUUUCUUGGUACAGCUGAUCCAAAUAGUGAUAUGGGAAAAUAUAAACGUACAGCAAAUAGUCAAAAAUGUAUACGUGCUGGUGGUAAACAUAAUGAUUUAGAUGAUGUUGGAAAAGAUGUUUAUCAUCAUACAUUUUUUGAAAUGCUUGGAAAUUGGUCAUUUGGUGAUUAUUUCAAAGAAAAAGCUAUUGAUAUGGCAUGGGAAUUACUUGUUGGUGUAUUUAAAUUAGAUCCAAAUCGUUUAUAUGCAACAUACUUUGAAGGUAGUGCAAAAAAUAAUCUUCAACCAGAUACUGAAACACAACUCUUAUGGAGAAAAUAUUUAUCAGAAGAUCAUAUACUUCCGGGUAAUAUGAAAGAUAAUUUUUGGGAAAUGGGUGAUACAGGUCCAUGUGGUCCAUGUACAGAAAUACAUUUUGAUCGAAUUGGUGGUGGUCGAAAUGCAGCUCAUCUUGUUAAUCAUGAUGAUCCAGAUGUAUUAGAAAUUUGGAAUCUUGUAUUUAUUCAAUUUAACAGAGAAAAAGAUGGUUCAUUACGUGAAUUACCAGCUAAACAUGUUGAUACCGGUAUGGGUUUUGAACGUUUAGCAUCAGUUAUACAAAAUAAACGUUCAAAUUAUGAUACAGAUAUAUUUAUGCCUAUAUUUGCUGCUAUUGAAAAAGGAACUGGUGCACGACCAUAUACAGGUAAAGUCGGUGUUGACGAUCAAGAUAAAAUGGAUAUGGCUUAUCGAGUUGUUGCUGAUCAUAUUCGAACAUUAACCAUUGCCAUUACUGAUGGUGGACGACCGGAUAAAACAGGACGUGGUUAUGUUCUUCGACGUAUUCUUCGUCGUGCAAUACGUUAUUCAUCAGAAAAAUUACAAGCCAAACCUGGUUUUCUUGCAUCACUUGUUGAUGUUGUUGUUGAAAGUCUUGGUUCAUUUUUUCCUGAAUUACGUAAAGAUCCACAAUUAGUUAAAGAUGUUAUUAAUGAUGAAGAACAACAAUUUUUACGUACAUUAACACGUGGUCAACGUUUACUUAAUAAAACAAUAUCAUCAUUAGGAAAUACAACAACAUUUCCUGGUGAUAUUGUUUGGCGUUUGUAUGAUACAUAUGGUUUUCCAGCUGAUUUAACACAAUUAAUGUGUGAAGAACGUGGUUUAGCAUUUGAUAUGAAUUUAUUUGAAGAAGCUCGACAAAAAUCUUUAAUUGCUUCACAACAAACUAGUGGUGAACAAGCUCAAGUUCAAUGUACACUUGAUGUACAUGCUAUUAAUGAACUUAAACAAUCAAAAGGUUUGAAACCAACUGAUGAUUUACCAAAAUAUGAUUAUACAUGUGAUGAACAUGGAAAAUAUGUUUUUCCAUCAAUUCAAGCAACUAUUUUAGCAAUACGUAGUGGUCAAAAAUUUGUUGAUUCAAUUAGUUCAGGAGAAGAAUGUGGCCUUGUACUUGAUCGAACAUGUUUCUAUGCUGAAGCUGGUGGACAAACUUAUGAUGAAGGUUACAUUGUUAAAGAAGAGGAUGAAAAUGUUGAAUUUCAAGUUCGUAAUGUUCAAGUACGUGGUGGUUAUAUUCUUCAUGUUGGUGUUGUUGAAGGUACAUUACGUGUUAAUGAUAAAGUACGUUUAACAAUUGAUGAUUUUCGUCGACAUUUAAUCAUGAAAAAUCAUACUGGUACACAUAUACUUAACUAUGCUUUACGUGCUAUACUUGGUGAUACUGUUGAUCAACGUGGUUCAUUAGUUGCACCAGAUCGUUUACGUUUUGAUUUUAGUUCUAAAGGAGCAAUGACACUUGAUGAACUUAAACAAACAGACCUUAUUUGCAAUAAAAUGAUUGAACAAUCAUUACAUGUUUAUGCUAAAGAUGCAUCAUUAGAAGAAUCUAAACGAAUUGAUGGUUUACGUGCUGUUUUUGAUGAAACAUAUCCAGAUCCAGUACGUAUUGUUUCGAUUGGUGUAUCAAUUGAUGAUUUACUUAAUAAACCACCUAAAGCUACUGGACGGGAAUAUUCAGUUGAAUUUUGUGGUGGUACUCAUUUAAAAACAAGUAAACAUAUUGAUCAACUGAUUAUUGUUACUGAAGAAGCUAUUGCCAAAGGUAUUCGACGUAUUGUUGCUGUUACUGGUCCUGAAGCAGAAAAAUGUACGAAAAGAGCUGAUCAGCUUGAUGAUUGUCUUCAAGAUUUAUCACGUCGUGUACGUGAUUCAUCAUCAUUAAAUACAACAUCAAUAUCAUCACGUUUAAUGUUUAAUAAAGAAAUAUUUCAAUUUAAUGAAAAUAUAUCACAAGCUAAUAUAUCACAAUGGCGUCGUGAAUCUCAACGUAAUCAAUUAAAAGAAUUAAAAACAAUAUUAAUUGAAUUAGAUAAAGCUGAUAGUAAAAAUCAAAUAACUAAAGCUGUUGAACAAUGUCGAGAUAUUUUAACUAAAUAUCCUGAUCGUAAAUGUUUAAUAGCCAAUUUUGAAAUGGGUAAUGAUACAAAAAAUUUAAGUACAGUUAUUAAUCAAAUACGUACACAAUCAACAGAUGUUGCUAUUAUGUUAUUCAGUGUUGAUCAUGCAACAGAUAAAUUUGUUUGUCUUGCAAGUGUAUCUGAUCAACAAGUUAAAGAAAAACACUUAAAAGCUAAUGAAUGGGUACAAAAAGUAAUUGGAGACGCAAAUGGUCGUGGUGGUGGUAAAGAUACUCAAGCUCAAGGAACAAAUUGUGAUGCUACACGAUUGGAUCAUUGUGUUCAAUUAGCAGAAGAAUUUGCACUUCUUAAACUCAAUUCGAGUAGUUAA